Molecule: messenger RNA, 1548 nt
Organism: Cyphellophora attinorum
Lineage: Eukaryota; Fungi; Ascomycota; Eurotiomycetes; Chaetothyriales; Cyphellophoraceae
Exons: 1
Coding region: 1-1548 (515 amino acids)
Biological process (GO): rRNA methylation; ribosomal large subunit biogenesis
Cellular component (GO): nucleolus
Molecular function (GO): rRNA (adenine) methyltransferase activity
Source: RefSeq, a predicted model, not a curated record
AUGUUUGCAGUCGAAGGCUGGAAUCUCUCGUCUCCCGCGGUCGCACAGCAUAAUGCUCAGUCGCAUUCUAGCCGGGACGUUUCGAAUGGGCUAGCAAAGAAGCGGAAACGACAUGAACGGGACUUUGAAAACUCCAGAAAGAUUAGGCCCGGUGACUUAGGCAAGCUCUGGGAUCAGGUGACUGGCGAUAGCAUCCCUUCGAAAGCGAGUGAGCCGAAGAAUGGCACUGCCCGAACGUUGAAGAAGUCGCAUUCGGACCACCAAAGACCAGACGAGAGAACGGGCGACAGCAAUAGCAGACCAGCUAAGAAGCAAGACAAACGGCCGCCAGGGGCGAAGAAUGCGACCGCAAAGCCACAACCAGUCGAUCGAGACCAGAAGAAGAGUGCCGACGUAUCUAAAGGUGGGCAGCCUCGGAAGAAUGGAGUGUCUGUACCGACCAACAUACCUGUAUCUCAUGCAAAGAAUAUGCCACCUGCUCCUCCAGCAAACGCCAACUUGACCCCUCUCCAGGCGAAGAUGAGGUCAAAGUUGACCUCUGCUCGAUUUCGGCACCUCAACGAGACACUGUAUUCAACGGAUUCCAAGGCUGCCUUGUCGCUUUUUGCGUCCUCGCCAGAUCUGUUUGCUGAGUACCACGCAGGUUUCUCGCAGCAGGUGUCCUCAUCUUGGCCCAGAAAUCCUGUCGAUGACUUCGUGGACACCAUCAAAAGAAGGGGUCCGGCGAAUAACACCGACCAACCACUUCCGCGGCGAAAAACGCAAUCGUGUACGAUUGCAGAUCUAGGUUGUGGUGAUGCUCCUCUUGCCCGAGCACUCAUACCCUCCUUUACGAAGAAAAUGCAACUCACCAUCCACAGCUACGACCUCCAUGCGCCUAAUCAGCACGUUACUGUUGCGGAUAUUGCGAACCUACCGCUCCGUGACGGUGAGGCUGACAUCGCAAUCUUCUGCCUGUCUCUGAUGGGUAUCAACUGGGUUGAUUUUGUUGACGAGGCGUGGCGUAUUCUUCGAGGUGACGGUAAGGGUGAAGUCUGGGUUGCCGAAGUCAAGUCACGAUUUGGUCGGUCCUCUGCCUCGGCAUCAGGUGGCGGGAGGUCGCAACGCCCAGGCGAAGCGGUGGCGCAUAGCGUAGGCAAGAGACAGAAGCCGCAUCAUAAAACAAAAGUCACAAAGAGGAAGAUAGGCGAUGAGGAAGAGGCUGACGAAGCAGACCUGCCUUCCGACCUGUUCACGAGCAGCGAUAUGGUCAAAGAUCAAGCUGCUGCUGGCCACGAAGGUGAUACGCCUGAUCUUCGACCAUUCAUCGAUGUUUUCACCCGGAGAGGAUUCCAGCUGAAACCUCAAAGUGUUGAUGCAAGCAACAAGAUGUUUGUGAGCAUGAUCUUCUUGAAGUCAGGCAUUCCUACUGCAGGCAAGCAUAAGGGUAUGAAGUGGAAUGGUAAGCAGUAUGAGCGGAUUGGCAAGAAAAUGGACGAGAUGGAAAGCGAGCAGGACAGAGUAGCUGAGGGCAAGGUUCUGAAGCCGUGUGUCUACAAAUCUAGGUAA